This is a messenger RNA of Protopterus annectens (West African lungfish), 2484 nucleotides long. It is a transcript of the gene P4HA3, whose product is annotated as prolyl 4-hydroxylase subunit alpha 3. Bases 480 to 2111 code for a protein of 543 amino acids. The record is from RefSeq and is a predicted model, not a curated record. Gene Ontology annotation, biological process: peptidyl-proline hydroxylation to 4-hydroxy-L-proline. Gene Ontology annotation, cellular component: endoplasmic reticulum. The transcript has 13 exons. Gene Ontology annotation, molecular function: protein binding; iron ion binding; procollagen-proline 4-dioxygenase activity. Lineage: Eukaryota; Metazoa; Chordata; Ceratodontiformes; Protopteridae.
GCAGCCGCCGAAAGUAGCAUUUGUUUCAGGCAGACAUGCAGCCAAACUGACAAAUAUCUCAGUGGGCUGCAAGGCUUCAAGCCACAUAUGUUUCCAGUUUAUUACAAUUUCUCCUCCCUUUUUGUGAAUUGUUGCCGAGCCCUGUAAUAGGCGCAUCGCCCAUCCCCACCCAAGACACACACCCAAAGAUCGUGUCCCACCCCUAGCUGUGCAACUCAUCCCCACACUGCAGACUCUGUCCAGUGUUUGCACUGCUGGCGGUUCGGAGCUGGUCACGGUCCUCUGGAAGUCUGCUACAGUGUUUAAGAAUGAAUGAAUGAUUAUGUACUGCUGGUCUGAUUCCAUGCUUCGGGGGUUCGGUUCCACAUACCCCAUGAAGUUACUCUGAUCCCACGCUGCAGAAGUCAUUUUAAGGAAUGUAGAUGCUACUACUGUAAGUGUCUGGUGUUUGUGUGGAUCGUGUUUGUUCAGUUUGCACUAUGUGGGUGCUUUGUGCCCCUUUGCUGGGACUAUACUGGUUGGCGCUGUCGCAGAGGUCAGCUGCUGAAAUGUACACAGCUGUGGAUAGUGUCGGAUGGGCAAUAGGGCUGGAGGCAAAGCUCCUUGGAUACCUAGGAGCCUAUCUGGAAGAGGAAAUCCUGCGGAUUAAUGAUUUGAAAAGAUUUUAUGAGAAAGUACAGAGUAUACAUGCCAAUAUUUACGACAGGUCUACAGCUGCUGUGGCAAACCCUUUGCUAGCCUACACCUUGAUAAAGCGACUGCACAAAGAAUGGAAGAAUGUGGCUCAUAGUACAGAAGCCAUCGACAAUGUGGAAGCACUGAAAAACAACUAUGAGAAACUGAAGUGGCAACUACCCACCUUUGAGGACCUAGAAGGAGCUGCAAAAGGUCUGAUGCGAUUGCAGGAUGUUUACUCCCUCAACAUAAAGGCACUUGUAAACGGGCAGUUUCAGAGACAUGCUGGUAACAAAGCACAAGUCAUCUACAGUCCAGCGAAUCCUCUUACUCUGUCAGCAGAUGAUUGUUUUCACAUUGGCAAGACGGCCUACGAUAUGCAGGAUUAUUACCACUCAUUAAUGUGGCUGGAGGAGGCAGCUUACCAUUUUCGACAAUCCUAUGGGAGUUGGAGGACAGAGGACCAGAGCAGCUUAGAAGAUGCCUUGGACUACCUUGCAUUUUCUCACUUCAAAACAGGAAAUAUUUCACAUGCCCUCGCCCUUUCCAAGGAGUUUCUUCAUUAUGACCCUACCAGCUGGAGAAUUGCCAAAAACAUUCAGCAGUAUGAAAAACUCCUUGGUACAACCCCUCUGACUGUGCAAGAUGGGGCAGUAGUGGUGAAACGUCCGAAUGUGACAAAUCUGCUAACACGGGAUAGCUAUGAGUCAUUGUGUCGUACUUUGGGUUCUCAGGUCACACACUAUCAAGAUCCAAAACUUUACUGUUCAUAUGAGACCAACGACAGCCCCUAUCUGAUCCUACAGCCAAUAGGAAAAGAGAUCAUAAGUCUUCAGCCUUAUGCCGUUAUGUACCAUAAUUUCGUCAAUGACUGGGAAGCAGAUAACAUUAAGAAGCUUGCAUCAUAUGGGCUGCAGCGAUCAGUAGUGGCCUCAGGAGAGAAGCAGGAAGCAGUGGAAUACCGAAUCAGUAAGAGUGCCUGGUUGAAGGAUACAGCUGACCCAUUAAUCCACAAACUGGAUCAGCGCAUUGCAGCCCUGACAGGAUUAAAUGUCAAGCCACCUUAUGCUGAGUACCUGCAAGUGGUGAACUAUGGUAUUGGAGGUCAUUAUGAGCCCCAUUUUGAUCAUGCUACAUCAGCUGAAAGCCCAGUAUACAGACUGAACUCGGGUAACAGAGUUGCAACCUUCAUGAUUUAUCUGAGUUCUGUCCAAGCUGGAGGGUCAACAGCCUUUAUCUAUGCAAACUUCAGUGUCCCUGUUGUGAAGAAUUCAGCGUUGUUCUGGUGGAAUUUACACAAAAAUGGGAAAGGCAAUGGAGACACCCUACAUGCAGGCUGUCCAGUGCUGGUUGGAGACAAGUGGGUAGCUAACAAAUGGAUCCAUGAAUAUGGGCAGGAGUUUCAGAGGCGAUGCAGUUCAAACCCUGAAGAAUAGAAUCAUGUCCAUGUUAGAAACCCAGAACAUCAAGAAAGACCUUGGCAAGAGAGUAUCAGAUACCUGACUGGUGAGGAACCAUUUGUGUCCAGCAGCGUUUGCAGAUCUUGCAGAAAUAAUUGCAAUUUUGUCAGAGGAAAUGCGGGACUAUAUGGACGAGUGAAACAGGGCUGUAGCCAGAGCACAUCUCUGUACACUGACUCUCCUAAACAAUUAACAUUAUUUAUUUUUUGAGAGGACUGCAUAAAGGCACAACAUAAAACUGUGUCCCGUGGGUGUGACAUACAGAACAGUGCCAUGUGACCAUCUAGACAAAUGAUUAUUCAUGUGCUGUGCUUAAUAAAAGAAAAAAUAAACUCUUCCGUUUUCUUUU